This is a messenger RNA of Cyclocybe aegerita, 2616 nucleotides long. The record is from the annotation of a GenBank genome assembly. NCBI's taxonomy places the organism in Eukaryota, Fungi, Basidiomycota, Agaricomycetes, Agaricales, Hemipholiotaceae.
AUGUCCAACGAUGUGUCUAUGUUCUCAGACGAUGAACCUACCAGCACUACACCAGAGGCAAACGGACACGGACAACCUGUGACGAAUGGAAAUGGUGCCAGCCAGAACGACGACCACGAUAUGAGUGACGAUGACGAUUUGCCUUUGUCUCAAACAACUCGUAAGGACGCCACGUCGCUCCCUCCGCGCAACCUUAAACGCAAGAAACCUGUUUAUGCGGAAAGCUCGAGCGAUGACGACACGCCCCUAGCUUCUUCUCCUGCAAAGCCCCCUAAAGCCAAUGGAAAGGCGAAAGUGAGGGUCGAGGGGGGUGAUGCGAACGUUGUACCCGAAUCUGAGAGCGACGAGCCUCGCAGCAGGCCAAAGGCAAAUGGUCGGGCUUCGAAACCUCCCAGAAAGAAAGUCAAGGAGAAGGAUGCCAUUGACGAGGACGAGAAACCUGCCGGUUCUAAGAAGCGUGCUCCAGUUAAGAAGCGCAAACCGAAGGCCGAAAGUGAUGCAGAGGAGGAUGCACCGCCAACAAAGGCCGCAACGAAACCACGACGAAAGAAAGUGAAAGAGGAAGACGAUCAGUCUGAAGCCGAGACCCCGAAGCCGAAGAAGGGUGGAAAGGCGAGAAAGGCCGACUCAGAGAGUAAAGAGGUGAAAUCUCCGACGAAAAAGAGCAAGAAGGAGAAGGAGCAAGAGGAGCAAGAGGAAAUCUUCAGGUGGUGGGAUAAUCAAGACCCCGAAGGUGAUGGUACUCUCAAAUGGACCACUCUCGAGCACCACGGCGUCUUGUUCCCCCCACCCUACGAGCCAUUACCAUCUUCGACAAAAAUGAAGUAUAAUGGUGUUGAAGUUGACUUGCCGCCGGAAUCAGAGGAAGUUGCUGGUUUCUAUGGAGCUCUUCUUGAAACAGACCACGCGAAAGACGCAACUUUCAACAAGAACUUCUUCGAGGAUUGGAAGACGGUCUUGAAGAAGUUCCCGCCUAGGAACGGUGUCAAGAUAACGAAUUUCGACCUUUGUGACUUCCGUCCAAUGUUCGAGUAUUUCGAGAGCGAAAAGGUGAAGAAGAAGGCUAUGACUACCGAAGAGAAAAAGGCGGCCAAAAAAGCGAAAGAUGAAAUGGAGGCUAAAUAUGCGACCUGUUUGUUGGAUGGACGUAAAGAGAAAGUAGGAAACUUCAGAGUUGAACCACCUGGAUUGUUCAGAGGCCGUGGUGAACACCCUAGGAAAGGCGCGCUUAAACACCGCCUCCGACCCGAAGAUAUUACAAUCAAUCUCGGGACUUCUGCCCCUAUACCGGUCCCUAACAUGCCUGGAGAGUGGAAGGCUGUCACCCAUGAUAAGACUGUCACUUGGCUUGCAACUUGGACGGAAAACAUCAACGGUAAUCACAAAUAUGUCUUCCUGGCUGCUGGAAGCUCGCUCAAAGGUCAGAGCGACAUGCAGAAAUUCGAGAAGGCUCGCGAGUUGAAGAACCAUGUCGAUCGUAUCCGUGCGAACUAUACUAGUGAUUUGAAGUCGAAGGUCAUGGCAGAUCGCCAAAGGGCGACUGCCAUGUACUUCAUCGACAAGCUCGCUCUUCGUGCUGGCAACGAAAAAGGCGAGGAUGAAGCCGACACCGUCGGUUGUUGUUCACUUCGUUGUGAACAUGUUACCCUUGAAGCUCCAGAUUUCAUUAUCUUCGACUUCCUGGGAAAGGAUUCAAUCCGCUAUUAUAAUAGAGUCCAGGUUGAACCUCAAGUUUUCAAGAACAUCCGGAUUUUCAAAGAGAAUAAGAACGAUGAUGACAACCUCUUCGAUCGCGUGACCACAAGUUCUCUGAACAAGCACCUGAACAACGAGAUGAAGGGGCUGACUGCAAAGGUUUUCCGUACAUUCAAUGCUUCCAUUACGUUCCAACGCCUCUUAGAUGAAGAAGACUUAGAAGGUGCUACGCUCCAGGAGCGACUAGCUGCCUACAAUAAGGCAAAUCGACAAGUGGCCAUUCUCUGUAACCAUCAGCGUAGCGUGCCCAAAACUCAUGACCAAUCCAUGGAGCGAAUGCGCCUUAAGGAGCGGGCCUUCAAAUACGACAGAAUGAAGCUGCGCCAUGGUUUAUUUGCAAUUGAUUCCAAAUACAAGAAGGACCCAAGAUAUAAGGAUGAUGAAAGCGACCUUGAUGACGAGUGGAUCGUUGAGCAUGAGGAAGGCCUGAAGACGAAAGAGAUCGAGAAGGUGGAGAAGAAAUUCGCUAAGGAAAACGAGAAGCGUCAAGAGGACAACGAGAAACCUCAGGACGAGUCGGUUUUGAAGGCACGUAUUGCGGAAAUCACCAAAGAGUUCGAACAACUAGCCAAAGAGCGUGGGACGAAGAAAGCUGCCAUGAAACGGGACCGCUCUGCAGAGAAGCUAGAGGAGGCCAUCGACAAACUCACCCAGAAGAUCAAGGCUUUCAAGUUGCAAAUCAGCGAUCGCGAUGCGGGCAAAGAAGUUGCUCUUGGAACGAGUAAAAUCAACUACCUAGAUCCACGGAUUACAGCUGCGUGGUGCAAGAAGCAUGACGUUCCCAUCGAGAAGUUAUUCUCGAAGACCUUACUGACCAAAUUCCCUUGGGCAAUGGAGGCUGAGGAGGAGUGGAAAUUCUAG